Molecule: messenger RNA, 2649 nt
Organism: Thermothelomyces thermophilus ATCC 42464
Lineage: Eukaryota; Fungi; Ascomycota; Sordariomycetes; Sordariales; Chaetomiaceae
Product: glycoside hydrolase family 94 protein
Exons: 1
Coding region: 192-2567 (791 amino acids)
Biological process (GO): cellulose catabolic process
Molecular function (GO): carbohydrate binding; hexosyltransferase activity
Source: RefSeq, a predicted model, not a curated record
UAUUUUUAUUUUUUUUGUUUUUUUAUUAUAAUUUUACCUCGUCUUCACCCUGUGGGUACAUCCCUGAGAGAGAAUAAAAAUAAUAGAUUCCAAGCAAACAGGACAGGCUUGGGACUACGGACUCUGUCACAUACUCCUCUACUAUUAUCUUUGCCCCUGAUCCCAUCUGUCCUCACUGCAACAACACCGACAUGAGGAAAGAAGGCUCGCUUCUCUAUCCCUCUAACAAUGGGGCCCGCUACGAGCUGACGAGCCCAACGGCCAUGCCCAAGGCCGGCGGCUUCCUGUGGAACCAAAAGAUGAUGAUCCAAAUCACCUGCCGCGGAUAUGCCACUGCACAAUUCAUGCAGCCGGAGCCGGCAAAGUAUGCCUACGCACCCAACAUUGAAGCCAAGACCUUCAUGCAGCCGGAGCCGAACUACUAUGCCCACCACCCGGGCCGGUUCGUCUACAUCAAGGACCUCGAGACGGGCCAGCUCUUCUCGGCGCCAUAUGAGCCAGUCCGGGCGACGGCAGACCGAUUCGUCUUUUCCGUCGGCAAGACCGAUGUCGCCUGGGUGGUCGAGCACAUGGGCAUCCGCGUCGAGAUGGUCAUGGGCUUGCCGACACAUGACGUCGCCGAGCUGUGGACCAUCAAGGUGACCAACAUCUCCGGCCGCUCUCGCAGAAUCAGUGUCACGCCCUACUUCCCCAUCGGCUACAUGUCAUGGAUGAACCAGUUCGCCGAAUGGAGCGAGGACCUGGUCGGCGUCGUUGCCAGCUGCAUUACCCCGUACCAGAAGGCCGCCGACUACUUCAAGAACAAGUACUUGAAGGACAAGACAUACUUCUUGUGCGAGACGCCGCCAGACUCGUGGGAUGCCAAUCAACAGGCCUUUGAGGGCGAGGGCGGGCUCCACAACCCCUCCGCUCUGCAGGAGCCGAAGCUGACUUGCAGGGAUGCUCGAUACGAGACGCCCACGGCCGCCGUCCAAUACCGCAUCGAGCUUAAUGCCGGCGAGGAGAGCGAGUACCGAUUCCUGUUCGGUCCUGCCUACGACGAGGCCGAGAUCCGCACCAUGCGCUCGCGCUACCUGAGCAAGGAGGCCUUCCUGCGGACGGCCGACGAGUAUGCCGCCUACAUGGAGCGGGGGCGCGGUUGCUUGCGCAUCGAGACGCCCGACAAGGAGCUCGACAACUUUGUCAACAACUGGCUGCCCCGCCAGGUCUACUACCACGGCGACGUCAACCGUUUGACCACCGAUCCCCAGACGCGAAACUACCUGCAGGACAACAUGGGCAUGAACUACAUCAGGCCCGAGGUGUCGCGCAGGGCCUUGAUCACGGCCCUUUCGCAGCAGGAGGCCAGCGGCGCCAUGCCGGACGGCAUCUUGCUCGCCGAGGGCGCCGAGCUCAAGUACAUCAACCAGAUCCCUCACACCGACCAUUGCGUGUGGCUGCCUCUGACGCUCGAGGUGUACCUGUCCGAGACGGGGGACUACGGGCUGCUGAAGGAGCGCAUCCGGACCGAGAACGGCGACAACUUCACCGUCUUUGAGCGCCUGUGCCGCGCCAUGGACUUCCUCCUGAAGCUGCGUGACGAGCGAGGGCUCAGCUACAUCGCCCAGGGCGACUGGUGCGACCCCAUGAACAUGGUCGGCUACAGGGGCAAGGGCGUGUCGGGCUGGCUGACGAUCGCCACCGCCUUCGCGCUCAAGCUCUGGGCCGGCGUCUGCGAGCACGAGGGCGCCACCGAGCUGGCAGAGCGCUUCCGCGCGGGCGCCGACGAGUGCAACGCCGCAGCCAACAAGUACCUCUGGGACGGCGACUGGUUCGCGCGCGGCAUCACCGACGACAACGUCGUCUUCGGCAUUAAGAAGGACCUCGAGGGCCGCAUCUGGCUCAACCCGCAAUCCUUCGCCAUCCUCAGCGGCGCCGCCAGCCGGGAGCAGGUCUCGAGAAUGUUGCCGGAGAUCGACGCCCAGCUCGACACCCCCUACGGCGUCGUCAUGUUCGCGCCACCCUUCACCAAGAUGCGCGAGGACAUUGGCCGCGUGACGCAGAAGGCGGUCGGGUCGGCGGAGAACGGCGCCGUGUACAACCACGCCAGCGUCUUCUAUGUCCACAGCCUGUACCGGCUCGGGGGGCAGCAGGACCGCGCCUAUAAGCACCUCCGCCAGCUGAUCCCCGGCCCCAGCGAGGCCGACUACCGCCAGCGCGGCCAGCUGCCUAUCUUCCUGCCCAACUACUACCGCGGCGGCUGGCACCAGUUCCCCCGGACGGCCGGCCGGUCCAGCCAGCUCUUCAACACGGGUACCUCCUCGUGGGCCUACCGCUGCGUCAUCGAGGGGUUGUGCGGGCUCCGCGGCGAAGCCGACGGUCUGGUUGUCCGGCCCCAGCUGCCCAGCGGCUGGGACGCCAUCAAGGUGACACGCGAGUUCCGCGGCGCCACCUUCCGCUUGGACGUCCGCCGCGCCGACGUCCAGGACGUUGUCGUCAGCGUCGGCGGCAAGACCCUGCCGCAGCCCAAGAUCACCGAGUUCAAGGCUGGUGAGACGUAUCAAGUUUCGGUUCUGGUGCCUCAGUAGGCGCUAGAUAGUUUUCUCUUUUUUUUUUCUACUUCUUUUUUUCCUGUUCCUUUUUCUUCCCCUGUGGAGGGGCCAACAAAAG